CAUCAGUCCACCUUCAGUGUCAAGCUAUUUAACACAUCAUUUCUUCCCUUCCUGCAAACAGUGAUCAAAACGCUACCGCAUCACAUUUUCAUCAGGAAAAAUCAUUUGGCUUACUGAUGCCAUCGCUGGGGAGCUUAAGCCCAGCAGCCUCUUCGCACGCCUCUAAAUCCCCUUUUUGCGCUAAAUACACUUUGGACCGGAAACUUGCAGAUUAUCAACCAAGUGGACAUGAGGAUGAUACCGCAGAUUUGUUGCGGGUCUUUUUCAAAUACCUGCCACUGGAUGGACAAGUCAACCUGGCAGAGGAUGUAGACAGAUGUCCUGACGGUGAAGCACUUUGGCAGCUUUCUAAAAACCUUGAUGACGGCGUGCUACGGCCUAUGCUAGCCCAUGGUGGCACUACCCCCGCCAUAACUCCAUCUCCACGCUUUGCAAUCGAAGAUUCUAUUGACAAUCUGGUCUCUGAAGAUGUCAGCUCCAUUACUAGAGCCGAUCAGAGCCGACUGCGCAAAAACUGUCUUGCCAGGGAUGGACAGAGAUGCGUUGUAUCCAACUAUUGGAGCUCGUGUUACAAAGAACGCCCGGUUGACGCGCUCGAUGCUCCUUUGGAAGCAGUCCACAUUAUUCCAUCUGCCUUGAAUAAACGCCAAGAGGAUAAUGACGAUGAGCGAUUCAGGCACGCAGCGAUUUGGGUUAAUAUCUACCGAUACUUUCCUGGCCUUUGCUCCCGCCUCAACUUUUCUUCGGAAGACAUCAACCAAGAGAUGAACGCGAUGAUGAUGUAUGCCCCGCUCCAUCAACAGUUUGGGGUGUUCCGUUUUGUCUUUGAAGCCACUGAAACUUUGCAUCAAUACCGCAUCAAAACAUUCCCAAAGCUGCCCAGUGUGUUCCUAAGGGAUAUACCCCCCGAUGGACUUGUCACCUUCACAAGUCAUGAUGGGAGAUAUUCCCUUCCCCACCCAACUCUCCUUGCCGUGCAUUCUGCAAUCGGUAACAUCCUACAUUUUAGUGGGCGCUUGGAGAAGAUAGAGAAGUUAAAGCGAGAUCUUCAGGAAAUAGGUGGACUUGCCCACAAUGGGAGUACUCCAAUAGGGGACCUUCUCUCAAAGCCCAAGGAGCAGCAGCCGCGCGUGCCAGAUAUGCUAUCUGGUACUGAAAACGAACGACCGGGCCGUUCAACUUGAGGAUAAAUCCCCACAAGUCCAGAAGAAUUGAACAAACCUACAAAAGAAGCCACGAAAUUUGCCGCGUGGUAUUUGCCGAACUUGGUUACUGCGAAUACUGGCUCGAUUGAUUAUCUCCAGGAACUUGAGAUUUAAACCCUGGGUGCGCGGUUUGAGGCAAACCGGGACUGAUAACUCUAUCCGCUCCUCGUACAUCAAGGUGGAUGGGUCCAGAAAAACAGGGAAAGGCGUAACUGCUACUGCUUCACAUAUUUAAUAUAUAAAACUCGUAGUCAGUCGCCUUGUCAUUAGGCC
Messenger RNA from Aspergillus versicolor CBS 583.65, 1478 nucleotides. RefSeq names its product HNH endonuclease signature motif containing protein. Lineage: Eukaryota; Fungi; Ascomycota; Eurotiomycetes; Eurotiales; Aspergillaceae. The record is from RefSeq and is a predicted model, not a curated record. Bases 117 to 1184 code for a protein of 355 amino acids. The transcript has 3 exons.